Messenger RNA from Procambarus clarkii (red swamp crayfish), 2025 nucleotides. RefSeq lists its product as uncharacterized. Lineage: Eukaryota; Metazoa; Arthropoda; Malacostraca; Decapoda; Cambaridae. The record is from RefSeq and is a predicted model, not a curated record.
AUGACCUUCCUGAACAUGAUGAUCCUCGUCCCCUUCCUGCUGGUGGUGUCGACGGCGGCCCAUACCAAAACUGUCACUACAUUAUCCGAGGCAGCGACGACGUCUCCGAGCAGCGCCAGUAGCAUCAGCCACAGCAUCAACACCCUCCUGGCGAACAAACUCUUGUCGCAGGUGCUGGAGAAGGUUAGCGCGAUGAACGUAGACGCGGAGAUGCUGGCUGCGUCGCUCUUCAGGAGGCUGGUAGGUGGAGACGACGGAGAUGAUGCUCUAGAAAAAGUCAAGUCCCUCCUGGUGAAGCAGUUGCCUGAUUUCGAGGAAAUGAGUAACGUGGUGACAGAUAGCUUGGGGGUCGAUAAAGACUUUUUGAAACCUUUUGUGAAAAUUGUGAGCAGAAUGAGCAAGCUCAGCAAUGGGAAGCCGUCGCAGUUCAAGAGCCGCUUCCAAUCCGUCCUCGAAUUGGUAGGACAAUAUAUAAACCUAAACGACAAGGAUGAAGAGACUGGAAACGUGACCCCCGAAGAUAUUUCCAAGGCAGUAAAUGGCAGCACCUCAGGCAGCGUUAGAGAUCCCAUGAUGAACAUCUUCGACCUGGCUAAGGAGCUGUUGGAGAGUAAGUUCGGUAACUUGAGCUCUGUCAUCGUGCCUCCGGACUCCCAGAUGCCAACAGAAGCACCGAGUCUUAACCUGGCAAGUUCGAGUGUGUGGAUGAUAGUGAAAUCGACGUGGCACCGCAUCUUGGCCUUCGUCGGGGAAGAAAAUUCGCUAGAGUCCUUCAUGCAGUUGACGCCCGUGAAGAUCAUCGAUCGUAUCUUGGGUCUCGGAGAUGAGGUCAGUCUCGUCAACUUCUUGGCUAAAAAACUCGAUGCGGACUUUGCGCAGUUCUUGGCAGAAGAGCUGAACCCAUACUUAGGUCCACUAAGGGACUUUGAGAGCUUCUACAACUUCACCAGAGAAAAUAAACUGAACGGCAUCAUUGACUACUUCAGAUCCGAUAAAUUUAGAUACACUGUGAAUGCCAUGUCGCGUUUCAUCUCGGCCUACCUCGAAGACGCGGUAUCGGACGAUGUGAUGAACCAGUACAUCGAGUUCAUUUCCUUCAACAACACGGACCUGCACCACUUCUACAAGUCUAUACUUAGGAAUGAAGGCAAGACUGUUGACACACAGAAUUCCGAUUCAACCAUAACGAAUUCGACUCAGCGCUACAAGCGGGACGUCCUACAAGACAUCGCCAACAGCUACAAGCCCGGCGGAGACUCGGAACAAAUCUUCGACGACGAUUCCACCACCAGUUCCGGACGACAGAUUCAGCGGUAUGGCGUGGUGAGCGCCACUAACACGGCUCUGUAUGACCCAGCUCGAGAUGGAUACGGCGGCAGUGGAUAUGGUGGCGGAGGAUACGGAGGAUACGGAAUGAACAUGAACACCCUGGACCCAUACGUAGUCCUGGGCUCCCUGGCGCUAGGUACCAUUCUGGGUUUCCUCUUGUUCAGAGCACUUCGGGGGACGCGCCGAGGCAGGCGGGACAUCGGUGAUGGCUCUCUGUCGUUAUGGCAGUCAGAUAUACCCGACGGGCUGCUUCCCUGGGGCACAAGCGCCGAACGCGUGAAGCGAGAAGCUCCUAACUUCAACAAGACAGGAGUCGAGGAGUUCAACCUGCCCAACUCGAUGAGAGGCGACAUCUGGUCUACGAACCCCUUGGUGGAAGAUGACUUGCUGGCUACCCAGCUCGAGGAGGAGGACAUCGCCGACCAUCUAAACCACCUGUGGAGGGUGUACAAGCACGACAACGAGACCACCUGCGUCGAGGCCCACCUGUGUGAUGUCAUGACCACCAGCACCGCUGAACGUCUUACCGGGAAGGACUCGAGCAUGGCGCUCCUCAUGGCCUCAAUAGGUAACCUAAUGGGCGUGGUAGGGUCAGGUCAGCUGAUGGACAAGGUCACCAACAGUCUAGUGUUGGGGGAACUCUUCACUUGUCCUACCUCCACCACCACCACCACCUGCCACCAUCACCUCCUGUAG